Messenger RNA from Rattus rattus (black rat), 1053 nucleotides. It is a transcript of the gene Commd5, whose product is annotated as COMM domain containing 5. The transcript is spliced from 2 exons. Lineage: Eukaryota; Metazoa; Chordata; Mammalia; Rodentia; Muridae. The record is from RefSeq and is a predicted model, not a curated record. Bases 186 to 860 code for a protein of 224 amino acids. Gene Ontology annotation, cellular component: nucleus.
GAGCGGCCCGGAAGUGUCUCUGGGCACUUCCUGAGACCCGCCAACUUCCAGCUGCUGCCAGCCACAGCCAGCUACCGCGGCUAGGUUCCUCCAGGUGCAGAGGGCGGUAAAGGCUUGGUUUGUAUUUGUAAUGCAACUGUGGUUAGGACCUUCUCUUCAGACUGGUCAAGAAACGGGAAGAAAGGAUGUCUGCUUUGGGGCCUGCAGCUCCAUACUUGCACCAUCCCGCUGACAGUCACAGUGGCCGGGUCAGCUUCCUGGGUUCCCAGCCCUCUCCAGAAGUGACGGCCGUGGCUCAGCUCUUGAAGGACUUAGACAGGAGCACCUUCAGAAAGUUGUUGAAACUUGUAGUCGGGGCCCUGCAUGGGAAAGACUGCAGAGAAGCUGUGCAGCAACUCGGUGCCAGCGCCAACCUGUCAGAAGAGCGUCUGGCCGUCCUGCUGGCGGGCACACACACCCUGCUCCAGCAGGCUCUCCGGCUGCCCCCUGCUAGUCUAAAGCCAGAUGCCUUCCAGGAAGAGCUCCAGGAACUUGGCAUUCCUCAGGAUCUAAUUGGAGAUUUGGCCAGUUUGGCAUUUGGGAGUCAACGCCCUCUUCUCGACUCUGUAGCCCAACAGCAGGGAUCCUCGCUGCCUCACGUGUCUUACUUCCGGUGGCGGGUGGACGUGGCCAUCUCAACCAGCGCUCAGUCCCGCUCCCUGCAACCGAGUGUUCUCAUGCAGCUGAAGCUCACAGAUGGAUCUGCACACCGCUUCGAGGUGCCCAUAGCAAAAUUCCAGGAGCUGCGGUACAGUGUAGCCUUGGUCCUUAAGGAGAUGGCAGAACUGGAGAAGAAGUGUGAGCGCAAACUGCAGGACUGAACCCUGGUACUGUGGGUCCCGAAGCUGGUACCAGAACACAGCCCCCCACUGGUGAUGAGGCCAACUCCAUUAGGUCCUGCAUGUGAGAACGUAUUUUAAGUGAAAAGACGGCCGGGACUUUCGGGUUUUGUUUUAUGAGUCAACAGCUGGGCAGGGUGGCACAGUUUAUAAUCUCAGCCCUUGGAAGGCUGAG